Messenger RNA from Drosophila busckii, 1277 nucleotides. RefSeq names its product carboxypeptidase B-like. The coding region runs from base 1 to 1260 and encodes 419 amino acids. The record is from RefSeq and is a predicted model, not a curated record. The transcript has 2 exons. Gene Ontology annotation, biological process: proteolysis. Lineage: Eukaryota; Metazoa; Arthropoda; Insecta; Diptera; Drosophilidae. Gene Ontology annotation, molecular function: zinc ion binding; metallocarboxypeptidase activity.
AUGUUACGUUACGGUUUGUUACUGCUGCUCGUAUCCGCUUUGGCUUUGGCCAAUCAGGAGCAGAGCUAUAAAGGAUAUUAUGUAUAUCAGUUGAAACCCACAACAGAGGCACAAGUCAAGCUGUUGCUUGAGUUAAGUCAGCAGGGCUACGACUUUACGCGCUUGAGCCGCAAGGACGCACGUGUGGUAGUGAGUCCUGAACAGCGGUCAAGCUUUCAGUUGCUGCUACAAGAGCAAGGCUUAAGCUAUGAGCUGCUGAGCGAUAAUCUGGAGGCAGUGCUUGCCAAGGAGUUUGCCCAGCGCUCUCUAGUGCCUUUGAAGCAGUCUGGCAAGGGACGUCUGAGCACUGAGCGUUAUUACAACUAUGAGGAGAUUAUGAACUAUAUUGCUGAUCUGGCAGCGCGUUACCCAAAGCGUGUCUAUGUACGCACUGUGGGUUGGUCCUAUGAGCAGCGUGCUCUUAAGACCAUCACUAUCACCAAUGGCGAUGGACGUGCCAACAAGAAAGUUGUCUUUGUGGAUGGCUGCUUUCAUGCACGUGAAUGGAUUUCACCCGCUUCGGUGCUAUACAUAAUUGAUCAGCUAGUGGAACACUUUGAGGAGAACGCUUACCUGCUGAAGGACUUUGAUUGGAUUAUACAGCCUUUAGUGAAUCCUGAUGGUUAUGAGCAUACGCAAACUGGCAGCACAGCUCGCAUGUUCCGUAAGACGCGUCAGCCAUAUCGCCAGCUGGGUUUAACUUGCUAUGGCGCUGAUCCUAAUCGUAAUUUCGAUUACCACUGGAAUGAGGAGGGCGCUUCCUCAAGCCCCUGUGUAGAUAACUAUGCGGGACCACAUCCUUUCUCCGAGCGAGAGGCCAUUGUCAUUAGAGAUUUGAUUAAUUCACUGGCAGAUCGUGGUGUUAUGUACUUAAGUAUGCACUCCUAUGGCAAUUAUCUGCUGUAUCCUUGGGGCUGGACAAGCGACUUACCCAACACUUGGCAAGAUCAGGAUGAUGUUGCACGCGCUGGCGGCGAUGCCAUCAAAGCUGCUACUGGAACAGACUAUACGGUGGGCAGCGCUACAAACGUUCUCUAUAUAGCUUCUGGUAUUAGCAUCGAUUAUGCUUUAUGGGCUGGCUUUAACAUAUCCAUAACUAUGGAACUCAGCGGUGGCGGUUUGCUUGGCUUUAAUCCUCCAGAAAGUUCCAUUGAGGAAUAUGUAAGCGAGACUUGGAUCGGUGUACGUGCAAUGGCUGAAAAGUUAAUUGAAAAAUAUUAAGCAAAGGACUACGCAAU